Messenger RNA from Microthlaspi erraticum, 483 nucleotides. Lineage: Eukaryota; Viridiplantae; Streptophyta; Magnoliopsida; Brassicales; Brassicaceae. The record is from the annotation of a GenBank genome assembly.
AUGGACGAGAAGCAUGUUUACGCGGUGGAUGAGGAUGGGGAAUGCUUUGCUUUCUCAACAAGUGAGUGUAAGUUUGAGGCUGUCGACGGAAGAAGAGAGUCUAACGUAGAAAAUAGACACGAUUGGCUUAUAGGUAUAGGUGUUGGUGCAUUAAUCUGCCGUGGUAUCGGCGGGAAAAUACUGUGGCGUAUGCCAGAUGACUUGGAGUGGAAGGAAGUGAAGGGUUUGGAAGAGCUGCAGCAGCAACACCCUGGUCUUGAAAUCAUCAAACUCUGCCCCUACUCUGUUGAGAGAUUGGCCAUCUUCUGGGAAGCCCGGCCUCAAGGUAUUUUGGAGCUUUGGUUUGCCGAGUUGACCCUGGUAGGACGCAUGGACGGCGAGGUAUGGGAGGUUAAUGGGAACAUUGAGUGGUCCGGUCCUGUCCUCUCAGACUCAUCAUAUACUGGCCUUAACUUGUUAUGUGCUGGUUCUCUCUAUCUCUGA